This is a messenger RNA of Camellia sinensis, 1455 nucleotides long. NCBI's taxonomy places the organism in Eukaryota, Viridiplantae, Streptophyta, Magnoliopsida, Ericales, Theaceae. The record is from RefSeq and is a predicted model, not a curated record.
AUGAAUCCUAAUAUUCCUAAUGUUCAUGUCGAUAUUGAUGUAUAUACACAACAUGAAUAUGUUGAUUCUCCUUCUACUGUACCUAAUAUCCCUCUUCAAACAGUAGCAGCAUCAUUUAGAGGCAUGACUAGUACUGUUUGGGAGCAUUUUGAAAAAAAGCUGACUCUCUUCGCCCUCCGCCUCGCGGUGCUUGAGAAAGCGGCGACAGGCCUAGGAAAACUAGCCUUUAUUUGGGCAACAGUUGUCCUACUUGGCGGUUUCGCCAUUACCCUCGGUAAGACAGACUUCUGGGUCAUCACUAUAAUUCUGUUAAUCGAGGGGACUCGGAUUUUCAGCAGAAGCCAUGAGCUUGAAUGGCAACAUCAAGCUACGUGGUCAAUUGCUGAUGUUGGAAUCAAUAGUUUCCGAUUGAUAAGAUCGAGCUCACACUUGAUAAUUAAAACUAUAAAAGCAAUCUUCAAACCCAUCGAAUUGGUUCGGAAGCAAAGUCGUAGGGGCAGAGAAGUUAAUCAGAGUACUCACCUGGGAAGCCACAAAAACUGUGUUCAGAAAAAGAUGCCGACUCGAACAUGGGUGGCUUCAGAUGUUCCUCUGUUUCCAUAUGCCCAACGGGUUUUCUCAGCAAAACAUGUCAGCAGGCUUCUGUAUUGGCUCCAGAUUGCUUCUGCGUUAACCUGCACAGGUUUAUCAUUAAUGAGGCUCAUUAGACAUAACUAUGGCGAAAUAGCGAAAGGAAAUACCGAUAAGCGGAAUCGCAGGUCGGCUCUGAAUAUUUUUUACGCCUUGGCAUUGGCAGAAGCUUUGCUGUUUUUAUUGGAGAAAGCUUACUGGGAAUGGAAUGUGAUUUACUAUAAAGUGUUGGAUGAGGUGAACAAGGAGUGUGAAUUGGGGGCUUCGGGUACGGUUUCGAUUAAACGAUUCUUCUACGAUUCGUAUUCGAGGUGUGUUAAUGGAAGCAUUUUUGACGGCCUAAAGAUGGAUAUGGUUUCAUUCGCUAUUGAUCUCUUGGAUUCGAAUUCGCUGGAUGAACAGCUAAUCGGAGUUAGGAUUUUACACAAAUUCUCAAUGAAUCAGCGGUUUUCGGAUGAUACACUGCAAAAGAUUGGAAUAACGUUUCCGGUGAUUGAACGGUUAGUUGAGAUGUUGAAUUGGAAAGAUCCACAAGAAGAAGAGAUCAGGAAAUCAGCGGCAGAGAUAUUGACGAAGCUAGCAGGCAAAAAACAGAACUCUCUACGGGUUGCUGGAAUACCUGGUGCGAUGGAAUCAAUAUCGUCUCUGCUCCAGAGCCAAAGGACUCAUAGUAUAGCUGAUGAAAUCUCUGCGAAGAGAGUCGUCCACGACCAUGAAAAUUACAGUUUCUCGACAUUCAAUCAUUUGGGACUUGUCAUUCUAAAGAAACUUGCUCGAGACCAUGAUAAUUGCGGAAAGAUAGGGAACACGAGAGGACUCUUAUAA